Molecule: messenger RNA, 468 nt
Organism: Verticillium dahliae VdLs.17
Lineage: Eukaryota; Fungi; Ascomycota; Sordariomycetes; Glomerellales; Plectosphaerellaceae
Exons: 1
Coding region: 1-468 (155 amino acids)
Source: RefSeq, a predicted model, not a curated record
AUGCGCAUUUCUGACUCUAUCCUCUCUAUCCUUCUCCUUGUUACCUCGGCCUCCGCCUCCGCCAAUCCGGAGCCGGAAGCCGACCCUCUGCCCCUCCCCGAGCCCGCUGCCGACGCGGAUGCCGGAUCGGCCCCGGCUCCCGGCACGUCUCUCUUCCAGCGCGCCAUUCCCGAGCUCCUCGCCACUCGCCUCGACGCGUUCAUUGCCGAGGACGACCUGGAUAGCGAAGGACAGGCGCCGGCCCUCGAGAAGCGCGCCUGCAAGUACAACGGCUGCAAGUGCAACUCGCGCGGCAAGCAGUUCCGGUCGUGCGGCAACUGCGUGUGGACGGACAAUGGCGCGUGGGUCAUCAAGAAGAAGAGGGUCAAGAGCCACAUCUACGAAUGUGCGCCCGACGGCGGAUGCUGCGACUACGGCCCUGCCAAGGACUGCGGGAAGAGCACGGCGAGGUGCUACGUCAAGGGUUGA